CUGGCGCACGCUAGUACCCACCCUUUCUUCCAGUGAAAUAAAGCCCCCUGAGAGAGAGCGAGAGCUCCAUUCACCUCCUCCCCCCCUCCCAACUCCCCCUUAAAAUUUUAGAGGACAAGAGUCGAAGACUUUGUCUACGAGAAUUAGGCUUUCUGGAUCCGAUCGGAGCUCGGAAUCGUCUCUUCGGGAUGAGGGUAAUGGAGCAGACUUGGUCGUCGUAGGGUUAUUUCUUCUUUCCUUUGGAUCGGAGGACGAAACCCUAGCUCCGGCGGCAUCGAUUUUGGUUCGCAGAUGUGGGGGGAGGGAGGGCGCUUCUACUGGGGGAGGAAGGACGGAAGGGAGGGGAUCGUCGUGGUGUUCGCGUGGCUGUCGAGUCAGGAGAGGCACCUCAAGCCCUUCAUCGAGCUCUACUCGUCCUUCGGGUGGAGCUCGCUCAUCUGCCAUGCUGAUUUCCUCACCUUAUUCUUCCCUGAGAAGGCUACUUUACUGGCCGAUGGUGUUCUUAAAGAGCUUGUUAAGGAAGUAAAGAUUAGACCAUUACCUAUUACACUUGUGGCAUUUUCCGGUGGAGCAAAAGGGUGCAUGUAUAAGGUUCUUCAGUUGAUCGAUGGAAAAUGUGAGGGACAACUUAGUCUGGAUGAAUAUCAACUGGUAAGAGACUGUGUAUGUGGUCAAAUAUAUGAUUCUAGUCCUGUAGAUUUUACCAGUGAUUUGGGCACUCGGUUUGUCCUUCAUCCUUCCAUCCUCAAGAUGUCUCACCCACCUAGAGUUGUAUCAUGGAUGGCCAAAGCCCUUGCAUCUGGUCUAGAUACUCUCUUCAUAAACAGAUUUGAGGCACAGCGUGCUGAGUAUUGGCAGACCCUGUACUCUUCAGCUAACAUGGGCCCAUUUCUCAUAUUCUGUUCAGACGAUGAUGAACUUGCCCCCUACCCAGUUGUGUGUACUUUUACUCAGCGCCUACAAGAACUUGGAGGUGAUGUUAAACUGAUAAAAUGGAACAGCUCCCCUCAUGUAGCAGGUCAUUACAAACAUCACCCAGUUGAAUACAAAGCUGCUGUUAGUGAACUGCUGUGCAAGGCAGCUCUAGUCCAUUCCGAAAGAAGGCAACAAUCGCAUGGGGAAACGGCAUGUGCGGGAGGUUCCUCCAACGAAAUACCCGAGUCUGUUUGCAGUCUCCAUAAGGCUGCAGUAACCUCAAAUGAGAGUCUAAGAAGAGUCGCAAUUGAUCCAACAGAUCAUUUCUUCUUACCAAGCUCCAUGGAGUACGAAGCUAGAGAAGAUGAGAAAAAGGGUGAAUCUUUCCACAUGCAGAAUGUACCGAGCAUCAAUGCUCAUGGUGUUCUGGGCCAGAUCCUUUUUGAUGUUUGCGUUCCUAAGAAUGUAGAAGGGUGGGAUAUAAAGCCUAUUACGUCCUUGAAUGGAAGGCAGUCAUUUGCUUCCGCUCGUCGGCAUGGUUUGUUUAAUCCAAUCAAAUGCAUAAGGCGCUCCAGAUUGUAGAACCGGCUCUUGAUUUUAAUGAUGGAAGAUCGCUGAGUGGGGGCUUUGAUGGCUGUGAAUAUGUUCUCAAGCCUGGAAUAACGGAUAAGUGAAAAUAAUAAAUGUGCUGCAUUUAUGCUUUCUUUUUUUAAAAAAAAUAUGUACAGAGGAGUCUGCAGCCUUGGUAGUUUUUGGUUUGUGAGAACACUUUGCCUCAGAGGCUGUGAUAGCAAAUAGGGGACGUCCGUGUAAUGCAUGCCCGUCUGGUAGAACCGUAGAAAGGACGUGAGAGCAACUGUUCGUGUGGUUUAUCUGUGCUGCUGUGCGCGUGGCGCCAUGACUCUCCAACUCUUCUUUGGGAGAUUCAUGCUCACGUUUUGUAAUCUCUAACUGUAUCUUUUCGUUCUUAAUCUAACUCUUAUCUUUCGUUCUUCUUUCU
Molecule: messenger RNA, 1915 nt
Organism: Elaeis guineensis (African oil palm)
Lineage: Eukaryota; Viridiplantae; Streptophyta; Magnoliopsida; Arecales; Arecaceae
Source: RefSeq, a predicted model, not a curated record